AUGUAUGAUUCCGAUGAUUCAACUACAGCAGAUGAAUCAGGAAAAAGAAAAGCUACAGAUGUUUUGGAUGUUUUUCAACAAUCUAAAAAAACCACCAGAUCUCCAAAGAAAGAUGACGGUUACAACAAAGAAAUGCUAACGCAAAUUAUGUCUAUGCUAAAAAAUCUUAAAGAGGACACAGAAGAAAUAAGAAAACAACAAAAAGAACAAGAUAAGAAAAUGAAGGAGAUUUCCGAAGAACUAAAAGAACUCAAAAAAGAACAGAUUGAAAAUAAAAACGAAAUAUCAGCAAUGAAGAAUAAUAAUGAAAAAAUGUUAAAAGAAAUUAAUAAUUUGCAGAAAGAAAUAAUGAGUUGCAACGAGAGAAUUCAAUACCUUGAAAGCGACAAAAGAAGGAAAAAUAUAGUUAUACAAGGUAUCCCGAUAACUACAAAUAAUCCAAAGAUAUUAAGAGAAUCAGUAAAAAAUUUUAUCGACAAGGAAAUGGGUAUAGAAGUACAAAUAAAUGAAGCAAGGAAAUUGGGAGAUAAAAUAUACUUAGUCGAACUGGAUAGCAAAUAUGAAAAGAUGAAAAUAAUGAAAAACAUACAUAAACUCAAGAAACUGCCGAACCGCAUAUACAUAAAUGAUGAUACUAAGAUUGAUGCAAAUGGUUUUGCACUGGAUGAUUUAAGAGGAAAACAUGGCAAGCAUAGAAAAAAUGAUCCCGAACUGAUAACCGACAUCAAGUGGCAUAUUAAUUCUAUACCAAGGGUAGAAUCUCACUGCCUACGCGUUUCUACUUCAAGAGAAUACAUAGAUGGCAGCAAAACCAUUAAAUAUUUAUACAAUGAUUUUAAAUUAGAACAAGAGAGGAACAAUAAAGAAAUUGCUACUGAAGCUACAACCAAUGAAAAUUCACGUGAUGAAAUAGAAAUAACUGAGGGAAACAUAGCUUCCUUAACUGAAGAAGAUGAAAAACAUGUAACGGCAGCUCUAUUCCAGUAA
This is a messenger RNA of Diabrotica virgifera virgifera (western corn rootworm), 987 nucleotides long. RefSeq lists its product as uncharacterized. Bases 1 to 987 code for a protein of 328 amino acids. The record is from RefSeq and is a predicted model, not a curated record. NCBI's taxonomy places the organism in Eukaryota, Metazoa, Arthropoda, Insecta, Coleoptera, Chrysomelidae. The transcript is spliced from 3 exons.